UCGUCUAGGUUGGCAACACUGAACCGUUUCCUAACCUCGGAACUUGUUGUUAUUGUCGUACGUAAUCAAUGAUUUUCAUUUGUGACAAGUGACCUGUAGUUGUUUUUAUUUCGAAUUUUUGUUCAAACGGUAGAAAUGACGCGUCAUGCAAGAAACUGCACCGCAGGUGCGGUUUACACGUAUCAUGAGAAGAAAAAAGAUGCAGCAGCUUCAGGAUACGGAACGAAUAGCCAGCGAGUUAACAAAGAUUCUUUGAAAGAUUUCGACUGUUGUUGCUUGACGUUACAACCCUGCAGAUAUCCUGUUGUAACAAAGGACGGCUACUUGUUUGACAAGGAGGCGAUAUUGGAGUAUAUAUUAACUAAAAAAAAACAGUACGCCAGGAAGCUGAAGGAGUAUGAAAAACAACGGGACAAAGACGAUGAAGAGAAAAAGGAACAAUCUGCUAAUGAGGAACUACAAAAACUUCAAAAUUUCUUGAAAGCUGAGAAAAACAUUGUCUCCCAAAACAAAUUGCCAGCCGAUGAACCUGGCAGCUCGUCGAUCUCAAAUAUGAGUAACGGAAGAGACAAAACGUUGCCCAGUUUUUGGAUACCGGCGAAAACGCCGCAAGCCAAAGAAGUGGCGUUACAAAAGCCUGACAAAAAUAUUUACUGUCCUGUCAGCGGGCAGGUCUUAAAAUUGAAGGAUCUCAUACCAGUCAAAUUCACAGAGGUCAAUGACCCCGAUGACAAAAAGUCGCUAAUACUCAAACAGGCACGAUAUAUGUGCCCUAUAACACAUGACGUGUUGAGCAACAGUGUACCUUGCGCUGUUAUAAAAACAACAGGACACGUCAUUACAAUGGAAUGCGUGGAAAAGAUAAUAAAGAAGGAUUGGAUUCAUCCCUUAGAUGGCAGUACAUUGAGAGAAAGUGAUAUCAUACCUUUGCAGAGGGGAGGUACCGGAUACGCUGCUGCUAAUGACUCGCUUGAAGGAAAGCAUCAACGACCUGUCUUACAAGCUUAGCUUUUCUAUCAGACACCGUUUAUCCUGUAUAACCUACUAAAUCUAUGUUAUUGUUGCUUCUUUCAUAUAAUGAUGAAUAAAUAGUUAUUCCUAU
Molecule: messenger RNA, 1102 nt
Organism: Diprion similis
Lineage: Eukaryota; Metazoa; Arthropoda; Insecta; Hymenoptera; Diprionidae
Product: nitric oxide synthase-interacting protein homolog
Exons: 5
Coding region: 136-1008 (290 amino acids)
Cellular component (GO): nucleus
Molecular function (GO): ubiquitin protein ligase activity
Source: RefSeq, a predicted model, not a curated record